Caenorhabditis sp. 36 PRJEB53466 is the source of this 6620-nucleotide messenger RNA. Lineage: Eukaryota; Metazoa; Nematoda; Chromadorea; Rhabditida; Rhabditidae. The record is from the annotation of a GenBank genome assembly.
AUGAGUAAAGAUGAGCAAAUCGAAUAUUAUCGGUUCAAAAUCAAUGAACACUUGUCCGACGGCCACAAACAAUCAUUAUCCACGUGGCAAGUGCAAAAAUCGAACGGAAAAUCGAUAAUAUCACACGUGGCUGAGGUGCGUGCGGACGCCGGCGCUGGAAAAUGAGAGAAGAGCGGCGUGGCGAGACCCAAAAAACAAUACGUGAGAAGGUUUUUUUUCCGAACACAGUGUCGGCGACGGAUUCGACGCGAAAUUGCGGACCGCCGAUGCACCAUGUGGAAGCGAGAGAGACAGGGAGAGAGAGAGAGAGACAAGGAGAAAGUAACAAUAUUUGGAACUGACUCACUCCGUCACCACUUUUUCCGUUUUAAAAAUGAAAAAGUGUGCGGACAAACGUGUAGAAAAGGAAAUAAAGAAAGAAUGAAAGAAACGGACAGACUUUUCGUUCCUUGCUCAAAAUAUUACUCACUUACUUACUAUUAGUUACAUGAUGAUGCACAGCAGUGUUGAGCGGAAUUCCGUCUUCCGUCUUCCGUCUUCCGGGAUUUUUUCUUCUUACCGUAAAAGAGUGAAAGCUUUUCAGAAGCCAUUUACUAGCCCCGAAGAACGCGAAUUUCCACGGGCAAUGACCCAGACCCAAAAUUUUUUUUGUUUAGUUAUUUUUUUCAAAAAAAAAAACCGGAGAAAAGGUUCUGCAUUGACGAUUUUUUUGUUCCGUCUUCCGUUUUCCGUGUUCCGUAAAAAAAAUUUCUUCCGUCUUCCGUUUUCCGUGUUCCGUAAAAAAAAUUUCUUCCGUCUUCCGUCUUCCGGAUUUCAAAAUUCCAUUUCCGCUCAACUCUGUUCCAGCCCGGAUUUGAACCCGAUUGACUUCGCAGUGUGCGGAUAUUUGACACAACUGGGUUCCACAAAAAACUGUUCAAGUUUGGGAUCCCUGAAGGUUGCUCUGAAGAAGGCGUGGGAUGAUCUUGACGUCAACUACCUCCGAGCCUCGUAUCCGAAGAGACUGAUGGCUGUUAUCAAAGCGAAAGGAGGACGGUUCGAAAAUUGUUAAUGCAAUACUUUUUGUUAUUGUUUAAUAAACAUCUUGGUAGAGUUUCGGAAAAUAAGCUUGCGAUUUGAACUUUUUAUGCCGUUUUGAAUUCGGCGCUAUAUUUAUUUUUUUUCUAGAGUCCCUAUCGAUUUUUGAACGUUUUGGUGUCUUUUGAUGCCUAAUCUUGUUUUUACUGAUCAAAUCAGGCAUUUCGGAUUUUAGAAAAAUAGUACAAAAGUAAUAGAUUCGAGAAAAAUUACUUUUAUCACAAAAAAAAAGUAAAAAACCGCCGUCCUGAUCAGACGCCGCUCUCAUUCUGUUGUAAAUUCUAAAUCCGAGCGCAAGCUUCACCUUAAAAAUAUCAAAAAACGUCUCUGAAUGAUAUUUGGUUUUUGCGUUUUUUUUUUCCAUUUCGACUAAUAUUUCGCCAUCUCUGCAAAAUCCGCACAUAAUUCGAACAACCAGAUAUCCAUUUUCGGCUCCGCCUCUUUUUUUUUCGAACAAAACAUGUGUGUGUGUGUGUGUGAAACACGCAUUAGUCAUUCGCUGAUCAAACGGUUUUGUUUACAAAACCGUUCGGUUUUUGGUGUUCUAACACCUUUUUUUUCCGGGUACGCGAGGGGGAUUUGGAAGAAACAUUUGAAUAAUCCUGUUUGCUACCUAUUUUGUUUUGCAAUUUUUGCAAGUUUCAAUAUAAAAAUGCUUGCAAACCGUUCGGAAUUUGCAUUUCUCUUUUUCGCCGCGAAAUUUGACCGAAAAAAUGUCCAGCGCUUUUUAUCAAUAGAGCGCACUUGCAUAAUUCGGAAUUUUCCCAUACUUCUCGCGAUUCCCAACCGUUUUCUCAAGUUUGUGGCCCCGAAAAAGGUUCUCAAAGUGUUGGCGCGCGCGCGCGCGAGAAAUAAUAAUAAUAACGUGGAUGAGGUCGCCUUGGCCUCGUUUUCUUCCAUACAAUUCUCCCUCCCAUUCCGUCGGUUUCGUCUCAAGAGUGAGUUUUGUACCCGUUUCGGACAGGAUUGUCUUGUUUGUCCGGAAAAUUCUUUUUUCUUACGAAACACAUGCUUUGUAGGCUUUUUGAGUACAUUUUUAGCGUUUAUUUUUGUCUAAAAACGCCCAGAAAACGAGGGCUGAGCAAUUGGCCGGCCCUUGUCCCCUACUUUUGCCUCACUUGCAAUAUUCCGAUCGGACCCCAGCUUUGCAGACUUCUCUAACUUGGAUUGAAAGCCAUUGGGACCAAGUUUCAGCCCAAUCAGAUUAUUUACUCUCGAGAUAUAAUGCUUGAGGACCGAUUUUGGGAUAUGCUAGCAUAAAUUGGUGAAAUUUAUCACUGCGCACAUUUGGGCUCAAAACAUUUAGGCUCAAAAAAGAUUUCUUCAUAGAGAACUAAAAGAGUUGAAUCGAUUUUCAAGUUUUGUGCUGAAAACGCUCGAAUUUCGGGCGUCGUUUUUGCAAGUGGCUGCGCAGCGGCUCAGUCGUCGUAUUUGGACCGCCGUGGUGUGGGCUCAGAAAUAAUCUUAGUUUUCCGAUUUUCUAAUCUUUUCCAGCAUUUUCGUCAUUUUUACGUAGCAAGAAGCCCUAAAAUAGCCUAUCAUAUUCGUCUGCUUACGUAUUAUAGGGGCACCGGACAGAAAGGGCGCGCUGUUAGCAAUCUGGCCGAAUUUCUAGGCCGCGCAGUAAUUUUCCACUGAAAAUGUGGCCUAACUUUUCAAACUCGGUCCCGAGGUCGCUCAAUUUGCACUGCAAAAAGAGUUUCCCAGCAGAGCGCCAUUUCUGUGCGGUGCCCCUAUAAUAAUUCUCUUCAUUUUCCCUUUUUUAUUCUCCCUUGCUCAAAAAUCGAUUUUUCACUGAAAAAACCUGUAAAAAAUCGUGUUCUACCGGUUAGUUUACCAGCUUUUCGAGCAAACUAAUAACUUGAAUUGAAAAAACUCAGUUUCCCCUCCGUUUCCGUGCUCAUUUCUCUGCUUUUUGUCUGCUGCGUCUCGCCGUCUGCGUCUCUCGCCCUCUCCGUACUCUCUCGUCGUCUUCCGUCUCGGGUUCCCCCACACCAAAAAAUCUCCCGUUUUUCCGGCCCAAAUUGAUUUUCUUCCAAGUUUUUUGAGAAAAAGCCUUAACUUUAACGUUCAAAAAAUGUAUUUUUCCUCGUUUUUCAGACCGAUCUCAAUGACAAUAUCCACACAUAAUCUUCUAUUUAUUGUUUUAUUAGUAUCAUGCAUUUCCAGCUUUGUGAGUUUCUUUCUUAUUUUAUAAAAAAUUGCAGGGCUCGGCCUGGACUUUUGACCCACUUGCAAUUAUCCGAUCGGGCCCAAACUUUGCAGGCUUCUCGGACACGGACCAAGUUUCAGACCGAUUUUGCAAAAACCCGGCCUUCUCGGCCUAUGAUCCACGGAUCGGUCUGAAACUUGGACCCAACAUACUUCCAACCGAGUCCAAGAAGCCUGCAAAGUGCGUCAAAAGUCCAGGCCUCAAACGUUUUUCUACUCAAUCUCCUUGUAGACAUCAGCCGACGGACGUGCUCCGUUCCGUACCAGUUACGUGUUCAUGACGGCGGAGAAUCGGAAAACGAACGAAAAAGUGCAAACUUGUGUGAAUUAUCAGCAAUUCCACCUGGCGAACACUCCAAAGUCGAUUGUUGCGGAGAGUUAUGAGACUGCCGAGCCACGUCAUCUCAAAUACUGGAGUGGUCAGUCAUUUUCUGACUUUUCCACCGAAACAUCUCGAUCUUUUUGCAGAACUGUCUCGCUCGACACGGCUGUGCCCGUUGCCCGAUUCGACGCAUUCAUUGCUCGAUUCGGACCGCUCCAAUGACGUGGUUCCGAUGGAUUACCGAAUUGACGGCGGCGAUUUAUGUUCCCAUCAGUUCACGCACAACGACACGGCCUUCCGAAAAGCCGCACAGGCUACGGUACUCUUUUUUUUGUUGUUGUCUCAUUUUUAAAUUAUCCAUCAUAUUUUGCAGGUGAACGCAGUGAAAAAGUACCUGAACGCCUCGACGGCCCUUCUGAUAAUGGACAAAAAGCGGCGAUUUGUGCAGGGAUGGAGCGACUACCUUUUUGCGGAUUUCUACGAUCCGAACAUGGAUAACAUCAACUCGAUACCCACUUUUUACAUGUAUCGCACAGAAUUCGACAAGAUUUCGGUAUAAGUUUGUAAUGAAAUUAAUGAGAAAAAUGGCGAUUUUUUGCAGCAAUUGGCCACCCUGGACGAGAUGAACCGAGACGGACUCGAAAUUCGUUUUUUCCGCCCACGCGGACCGCCGUUCGACUAUUCGAUCGUCGCGAUCUGGCUGAUUGCGAUGACGUGCGUCACCGUCGGAGGAUUCUGGGCAAACCAUCGAAUGAGGUACGUUUUUUUAAAAGAGUUUUUCAAAUGUUCUUCGUGUGAAAUUAAUCUAUAAAUUCAACGACAUGCCAUGGGCAAUCAAUAAACGAAAAUUGACUUUGCAAAACAUACAACGUACAAUAAAAUCAUACAAUGUAUGAAACUGUAAAAGACUUUUCGAAUGCUUUUUGAGGCCGCUCCGAUCGGGCCCACACUUUGCAGGCUUGGUCUCAGACCGAUCGGACUAUCUGGUUUGAGGCCGAUAAGGCCGGGCCUUUUCGGCGUCUGAUCCACAUAUCUCGGGACCGUAUCGGCCUGAAACUCGGAGCCAGCACACUUCAAUCCAAGUCCAAGAAGCCUGCAAAGUUUGGGCCCGAUCGGAUUCUUGCAAGUGAGCCAAAAGUCCAGCCUUCUGCCGAGCCCUGACAAACUUUCGCUAUUUUAACCGUUUUUUUAGAAACGGAAAGGACCUGCACGCCCUUCUGGCUCUGAAUCGUGACCAAUCGGAAACGGAACGAGAAGGAGAAGACGCUUCCCCGUCGUUUGCCACAAAACACGCGAAUGCGAUCAGCAUUGUCAUGAUGAUGGUGGCGCUCUGUGCCGUUCUCAUGCUCGGCUAUUUUUUCCGGCCCGUGUUGGGUAGGUUUCUUGGAGAAAUUAUCAGAAAUUGAGUGAAUUGGCGAAGAAAUGCAUGGAACAUGCACAACUAUCCCACUUGAAUUGAACAAUUCUUUAACAGUUUCUUAAAACUAAAAACACAUCAGAAGUGUCAAAAAAAUGUGUAAUUUAGGAAACCGUUUUCUCUAAAAGCAAAAUGACGAGCCCGAAUUAGGCCGAUCUUCGAGAGGCAUUGUUUAAAAAACGGUUUUUUUUGUUUGCAGUCUUCAUUUUCAACAUUCUGCUCGUUUUCUUCGGCGCCGCCAGUAUUAACGGCUGCAUUCGCGGAUUCCUCUCGAAUUUUUCAUUUUCGGAGCACAGAUGGUACAAUGCGAAAAUCGAGUGGCUUCCCACUUUUGGAGGUUUGUUUUUUGGAAAAUUUCAUUCGAAACAAUUUGGAGAAACUAUGCCUAUACGAUUUGAAAUUUUUGACGCAACACUACGAACAAAUUCAGCCAGGAAUACCGAUUGAAACAGAAAAAAUUUGGGGCCGAAGGAAAUUCCAUUUGCGCGGUAGAAGAGAAAGGCGCAGACGGUAGACAGUUAAAGGCGCAUAGAUUUUUGGGCGAAAAGCUAUGCUCGGUUCGAAAAGAGAUGAUUUGCAGGCAAACACGAGUACACGUACACCUCUGCCGCGACCGUCCUCUUCUCCCUGUCCGUCUGCACAACGUGGUUCUUCCUCCGCCGAAAUCCGUACGCAUUCGUGCUCCUCGACCUCAUCAACAUGGCGCUCUGCGUGCACGUGCUCAAAUGUCUCCGUCUGCCGUCGCUCAAAUGGAUUUCCAUUCUAAUGCUGUGCAUGUUCCUCUACGACGCCUUCAUGGUCUUCGGAACCGCCCAAUUCACGUCGAACGGAUGCUCGGUCAUGCUGGAAGUGGCCACCGGAACGAGCAACUGCAAAACGGAUCGGAACGGUCAGAAAGCGGUCGGCGAGAAUGGGUAUCCGGUGCCGCCCGUCGAGUUUCCCUCUCCCGAAAAGGUACGGAACAGGGGUCUCUGAUUGGAUUAUCGAUUUUCAAAACAAAAGUUUGCAGUUUCCGAUGCUGUUCCAAGUGCCGCAUUGGGAUCCGAUGAACGAGUGUUUGGACUUUGACGUGGAUUUGGGAUUUCAGACAACAAUUCUCGGCUUGGGCGAUAUUGUGAUGCCGGGUAAGGUUUACGAAAAAAAUGCACUUUUAUAACGAUAUACUCUCAGGCUACCUGGUGGCGCACUGUUUCACAAUGCACGGCUUCUCGGAGGGCGCCCGAAUCCUGUACGGAACCAUCUCGAUCGGCGGCUACGGAAUCGGCCUCAUCGUCACCUUCAUCGCCCUUUCUCUGAUGGGAAUCGCCCAACCGGCACUCAUUUAUCUCGUCCCCUGCACCCUGCUGCCCAUUAUUCUCCUCUCGAUUUGUCGGGGAGAAUUCCGGAAGAUUUGGGACGGAGAAGUCAUGGAAACGGAGCACGAGCGAAGCCGGAAGGAAAUGCUGAGAAAGGUGACAAUUCGACGAAAUUUGAACAUUUUUCAUCAACAUUUUUCAGAUAAGCUCCGAGAGCCCCACCUCUUCGCAGGAAGGAGACGAGACGCCGCAAAAUCCGUUUUCCCAUUCAACCACUAAUGGCCCCGCUAACGUCUAA